Molecule: messenger RNA, 2138 nt
Organism: Humulus lupulus (European hop)
Lineage: Eukaryota; Viridiplantae; Streptophyta; Magnoliopsida; Rosales; Cannabaceae
Product: sucrose transport protein SUC2-like
Exons: 4
Coding region: 105-1706 (533 amino acids)
Biological process (GO): sucrose transport; transmembrane transport
Cellular component (GO): plasma membrane; vacuole
Molecular function (GO): sucrose:proton symporter activity
Source: RefSeq, a predicted model, not a curated record
CAAACACACCCAAAACCCAACCCAACCCAACUCAUCUCUUUUUCUCUCUAUCCAUCUCCAAAAGCCUCGAUCAAAUCAAACACAAUCGCAACACACUGAGCGUUAUGGAGGUCGAAACUAGUACUAGUACUACUACUACAAAACCUAGUAGCAAUCCUAAUCCCAACUCUUUCCGUGUUUCAGAUCAGGUAACAACGGCGGAGCCAUCCCCACCGGAGAAAGCUCCCUUUCGAAAACUCAUCGCUGUAGCUUCAAUCGCCGCCGGGGUCCAAUUCGGCUGGGCUCUUCAGCUCUCGCUUCUGACCCCUUACGUUCAGCUCCUCGGCAUUCCUCACACCUGGGCCGCUUUCAUCUGGCUCUGCGGCCCAGUCUCUGGCAUGUUGGUCCAGCCCAUUGUGGGUUACCACAGCGACCGCUGCACCUCCCGCUUCGGUCGUCGCCGCCCGUUUAUAGCCGCCGGGGCUGGUCUCGUUGCUAUUGCCGUUUUUCUGAUCGGAUUCGCCGCCGAUCUCGGUCACGCCUUCGGCGACGACCUCGAUCGGAAGGCCAAGCCUCGUGCCAUCGCCGUGUUCGUCGUCGGAUUCUGGAUCCUUGACGUGGCUAACAACAUGCUCCAAGGUCCUUGCCGAGCAUUGCUGGCGGACCUCUCCGGGAACAGUCAGAAGAAAAUGAGAGCCGCUAACUCUCUUUUCUCGUUCUUCAUGGCCGUCGGAAACGUUCUCGGCUUCGCCGCAGGUUCCUACACCCGGCUGUACCGGAUCAUUCCCUUUUCCAAGACCCCAGCUUGCGACGUCUACUGCGCUAAUCUCAAAACCUGCUUCUUCAUCGCCAUUGCUCUCUUACUCACUCUCACUGUGAUUGCCCUAAUCUCCGUCCGGGAACAACCGGGGGCGAAUUCCGCCGUCGUCGCCGACGACGGCGGCGAGAUAGCUAGCUCGGAAACGACGCCGUUCUUUACCAACAUUGUGGGGGCUUUCCGGGAGCUGAAGAGGCCGAUGUGGAUCUUACUCUUGGUCACGAGCUUGAACUGGAUCGCGUGGUUUCCGUUCCUGCUUUUCGACACGGACUGGAUGGGGAAAGAGGUGUACGGCGGAGAGGUCGGAAAGGGUAAACAGUACGACCUUGGGGUCCAUGCCGGUGCUCUGGGGCUAAUGCUGAACUCGGUGGUUUUGGGUGCGAUGUCGCUUGGGGUGGAGCCACUGGCUCGUCUGCUCGGUGGGGCCAAGCGGUUGUGGGGCCUGGUUAACUUCUUGCUCGCCGUUUGUCUUGUCAUGACGGUGUUGAUCACCAAGUUGGCCGAGGCCAGUCGGAGGGGGCUUCCUGAACCGCCGCUAGCGCCACCGCCUGGAGUGAAAGCUGGCGCCUUGGCUCUUUUUGCCAUAUUGGGUAUUCCUCAAGCGGUUACUUACAGUAUCCCUUUCGCUUUGGCAUCCAUAUUUUCGAGCACUUCUGGUGCUGGCCAAGGGCUUUCAUUGGGAGUACUAAAUCUUGCUAUUGUUGUACCGCAGAUGUUAGUGUCAGUAGUAAGUGGGCCAUGGGAUGCUCUAUUUGGAGGAAGUAACUUGCCAGCGUUCGUAGUGGGCGGAGUUGCUGCGGCUGCCAGCGGAGUACUUGCGCUGACCAUGCUACCAUCGCCCGCCGCACAGCCUGAUCUUCCCGGCGCCAAAAAUGACCGGACUGCCCUUUCAACUGCUUCAUUCCAUUGAGACAUGCACACAUAAAAAAAAAACAAAACUAGCUUUGCUAAUUGAUAUAUAUUUUUUAGCCUAACUUUUUAUAUAAAAUUGGGUCAUAAAACAUAUAUCAUCAUAAAACAAAAUUGUGUUUUUGUGUUUGUGUGUAUGGAGGGCACAUCUUAGAAUAGAGUCUAGUCAAUGUUACUUUCCAAUCCUAAUACCAAUGUGUUCUUUUUUUUCUUCUUCAUCUAGGUGUUAGUGUAGUGUAGUGGUGUGGUCAUGUUGUACGUAUAGUACUAGUUGUUGGGCAAUAUUUGUCUCUUUGUUUAUAAGAGCACAUAUAUGUAAUGUAUACCUAACGCCUGCAAAACAUGUCAUUUUGUAGUAAUAAUGGCAACUAUCUCUGUAGCCAUGCGCAAGCAUGAUACAGUCUCCUUUUAUAUAAACCAAAUUUUCUUCAAA